Chironomus riparius is the source of this 8271-nucleotide messenger RNA. The record is from the annotation of a GenBank genome assembly. Lineage: Eukaryota; Metazoa; Arthropoda; Insecta; Diptera; Chironomidae.
GACAGUCGAGUUUUGUGUUCGAGACAAGAAUAUUGCACAUAACUACAUCGCUCCCAAUUUUUAUUUUAUUUCUCGCGAAUCAACCAUACAAUUAACACAAAACCUUUCUUAUUUAACUCCGAUCAUCACCAUUCAAUCAAUUUUAGUGACGAUUAGUGCAAUAUUUAUAAUUUAAUACGAAAAAAAGUAUCACCUUAGAAAAUCUACAUCCAAAAAAAAUAGGUAGAUUCAUAAGAGAGUAAAAAGAAAAGUUAUCGUAGUGUUGUGGAAGAAAAAGAAAAAGAAAAUAAAAAAAUCUUUUAUUAUGUUCUCUCAACUGAUUUAUGUUGGCUGCCAAUUAAAAAGAUAAGGAAGACAAUUAUAAAGCAGCUAAAAAUAAAUAUUUAAGAAGUUCUUCUUCUUCAACAGUCAAGAAGAUAAGUUUUUUUGGCCCCCCAAAAAAAGAAGAAAAAAAAAGUGAAAGAAAAAGUCGACGAUGGAAGUGCUUCGGAUUGUCAUACAAAAUUCAAUAAAUGAUGUUAUUGUCCAUAAUCAAUUUAAAUAUCGUGCAUGAAUAAUGUGAGAGUGAAAAAAAAAUUUCUUUUUACCUUUUUUUCGACACAUAUCAAUUAGAGUUAAUUGAAAGUUAAGCAAAAAUUUGCGUUAAUCGACUAGCUUCAUAGGUUGUAGCACAGAUUUUAAGAAAGUAUUUUAAACACAAAAAAAAUUAAUAUUUCUUAGAAGAAAAAUAACGAAGCAAAAUAAAAAACCAAUAUUUUAAUAUUCAACACGUAUAAGAAAAAAAGAAAUAAAACCAGCGAGAUAUAAUAAAGGAGAAGUUGUCAAAUAGCAGAAAUGAAACCGACGACUUUCAAUGGAUAUUAUUCAACAGUUAUUACAAUUUUACAUUUGUGGAUUACAUUUAUAAGCAUACAGACCUCUUUAAGUGCCGAUCUUGUGAUAGAGAUUCCCAACAACAACGGCCAAGAUGAUUCGUCAUAUCGUCUAGAUUAUUAUCCACCAUAUGGCUAUCCAUCGCCAAAUACAACAAUCUCAUCACGUGACAUCGGCGAUGAGUUGCAAUUCUCGGGUGGUCUUCCUGGUACAAAAUACAGCUUUUGGCUGUAUUAUACAAAUGCCACACAUCAUGAUUGGCUGACGUGGACAGUAUCAAUCACAACUGCACCUGAUCCACCAUCGAACCUUAGUGUGUUAGUUAAAAGUGGAAAAUAUGCAACAAUCACAUGGAGUCCACCAUUACAGGGGAACUUUUCAUCAUUUAAGUUAAGAAUAUUAAGUUUAUCGGAUCAACAAAAUUCGUUUAUGAAUCGCACCAUAUCAGUCACAGACGAUUCAUUCCAACAUCAAUUAAAGGAUCUGACACCGGGUGUCACAUAUCAAAUUCAAGCGUACACGAUAUUUGAUGGCAAAGAAUCUGUUGCUUACACGAGUCGCAAUUUUACAACAAAACGUCUUCGGCACAAAGAUGUUCAGAAAGAGUUGUUGGAUAUAAAAAUUUUAAGAGAGCCAAACACACCUGGAAAGUUCAUCGUUUGGUUCCGUAAUGAGACGACAUUAUUGGUAUUAUGGCAACCUCCUUAUCCCGCUGGCAUUUAUACGCAUUAUAAAGUUUCAAUAGAUCCACCUGAUGCGAUUGAUAGUGUGCUUUAUGUUGAGAAAGAAGGUGAACCACCCGGACCGGCACAAGCUGCUUUCAAAGGACUUAUUCCUGGACGUGCUUAUAAUAUAUCUGUUCAAACGAUGUCUGAAGAUGAAAUAUCACUACCAACAACGGCACAAUAUCGGACAGUUCCAUUACGACCAUUAAAUGUUACUUUUGACAGGGACUCAAUAACAGAACAUUCAUUUAAAGCAAUAUGGGAACCGCCCAGAGGAAUAAGUGAAUUUGAUAAAUAUCAAGUUUCUCUGUCCACAACACAAAGACGUCAACAAGGUGUUGCAAAAACCGACGACGGUCCAGUAUCAUUAGAAUUUAAGGAUAAUUUAGAGCCAGGAAAAACAUAUCAGGUUGUUGUGAAAACAGUAUCAGGAAAAGUCACAUCAUGGCCAGCGACAGCAGACGUGACAUUAAAACCAUUACCGGUCAAUAAUCUUGAGGUUGUCGACGACUCAAAUGGCGUUAUAACAAUUAUGUGGAGUCCAGACACACAAAGCACGCAAGACGAAUAUCGCAUUAGUUAUCAUGAAGUUGAUGGCUCCUCAAAUGGCGAUUCAAGUUCUAUGAAUACAGACGUGACACGAUAUAUUCUCGAAAAUUUAUUGCCAGGACGAAAUUAUACGAUAACCGUGCAGGCUAUAUCAAAGAAAAUGGAAUCAAAUGAGACAACAAUUUAUAUCACAACACGACCAUCUGCACCCAUUAUUGAGGAUCUAAAAUCAAUUCGCGAGGGUUUAAACAUCAGUUGGAAGAGUGAUGUGAAUUCAAAGCAGGAACUGUAUGAAGUCGCAUAUAGUCGAAAUGACACAGGCGAAACUCAAACUGUUUUGACAAAAGACACACGAUUAGUUUUUAAGCAUCUCUAUCCGGGUGCUGGCUACAUUGUUAAAGUUUUUGCCAUUAGCAAUGAGUUGAAGAGUGAGCCACAUGAAUAUUUUCAAGCAGUCUAUCCAAAUCCACCGAGAAACAUGACGAUAGAAAAAGUUACAAGCAACUCAGUUUUAGUCCAUUGGUUGCCACCGGAAAAUUCAAUUUAUACAGAAUAUUCAAUUCGAUACCGUACUGAAAGUGAUAAGCAAUGGGUUCGUCUUCCAUCCGUCAAUUCCACUGAGGCUGAUGUUACAGAUAUGACUCCGGGUGAAAAGUAUACAAUUCAAGUUAAUACAGUAAGCUAUGGCGUCGAAAGUCCCAAUCCUCAACAAUUUAAUCAAACAGUUCGCCCCAAUACUGUUGCUAAUGUCGUAACACUUGUUGACUCGAGUAAUAUAACAUUAGAAUGGUCCAGACCCGAGGGUAGAGUAGAGAUGUAUAUCAUCAACUGGUGGCCAACUGACAGUCCAGAUCAUAUUCAUUCCAAAAAUGUCUCCGAACAGAAUGUUUCUCCAAUAAUCCAUAACGAUAAAAACGGAGAAGUUAAAGAGGAACAUCCACUCGUUCAAGUGCUUAUUAAUGACUUAAAAUCUGGCUUCGAAUAUACUUUCCGUAUCCAAGUGACGAGCUAUAAUUUAAUUAGUGAGAUUACAAACUUAAAAGUUCGUACGAUGCCAAUCAUUCAAUCUGAAAUAUUCAUUAUAUUUGGCUCAGAAGAAGAUAUGAACUCAUUAAAAAUAAGCUAUACGCCAACUCCACGUGACGAAAGAGUAAAGUUUGAUCAUUAUCGAUUCUCGAUUGGCGACCCAAACAUUGCUGAAGAGGAGAAGCCAGCUGAUGAUGACAAUCGUAAAUUGACAUUUUCAGGCUUGAUUCCAGGACAUUUAUAUAAUAUUAAAAUGUGGACAGUCAGUGGUGGUGUAUCAAGUCAUCCAAUUCAACGUCAUGAUCGAUUACAUCCGGAACCAAUUACCAUAUUAAAUGCAACAAAAAUAACCGACUCGGAGAUUGUACUUACAUGGGAUAAGCCACAAGGAGAGUAUAAUGACUUUGAAGUUCAGUAUCUUGUCGAUGAACGAUUCGUUCAAAAUCUUACCACAGAGCCGUUUAUUACAAUCAAUAAUCUUAAGCCAUUUAGAAAUUACACAUUCACUGUUGUUGUUCGUUCCGGUACGGAAGCGAGUAUAUUGAAAAAUAGUGCACCGAUUUCAGCUGUUUUUACAACAUUGGAAUCAGUACCAGGCAGAGUUCAUAAAUUUAGUCCUGUCGAUAUUCAGCCGGGUGAAAUUACAUUCGAAUGGAAUCUGCCAGAACAUGACCAAAAUGGUGUCAUUCAGAAAUAUACAGUUUCUUAUGGCAUGGAAAAUGGAUUACAAUCAAAUACCAAAAAUUUCUCACCUGUUGACCAGCGAGGAACAAUCAGAAACUUAACGCCAGGAAGUAUUUAUAUAUUUAAGAUUCAAGCCAAGACUAAUGUCGGAUAUGGACAAGAGAAAGUUUGGAAGCAAAAGAUGCCAAUUUGGGCACCACCAAAACCAGCAAAUCAAGUUGUACCAACAGAAGUUCAUCGUAGCUCAAACUCUAUCCAAAUUCGAUUCCGUAAAAAUUAUUUCCUUGAUACUUAUGGUCAAGUCAGAUUGUAUACGAUUAUCGUAGCUGAGGAUGAUAGUAAAAAUUCAUCGGGAUUAGAAAUGCCUAGUUGGGAUGAUGUGCAAUCGUAUUCGAUAUGGCCACCUUAUCAAGCUGUUGAGCCUUAUUAUCCAUUUAACAAUAGUUCAGUAAAUGUUGAAGAUUUUACCAUUGGAGCUGAAAUUUGUGACAAGAAAGAACGAAAAGGAUAUUGCAAUGGACCAUUGAAAUCUGGCACGACAUAUCGUGUGAAAAUUCGAGCUUUUUCUGCACCUGAUAAGUUUACAGACACCGCUUAUAGUUUUCCUAUCCAAACUGAUCAAGACAAUACAUCGCUUUUCGUUGCGAUUGCUGUGCCAUUAAUUCUCAUAUGUAUUCUCUUCAUAACAUUAAUAUUCUUAAGACGUCGUCGCUUUUUGUGUAAGAGAGCAACGGAUGCACGAGCAAAUGACAACAUGUCACUUCCGGAUAGCACAAUGGAAACAAGUCGACCAGUAUUAAUUAAGAAUUUCGCUGAGCAUUAUCGUAUUAUGUCAGCUGAUUCCGAUUUUAGAUUUAGUGAGGAAUUUGAGGAACUCAAACAUGUUGGACGUGACCAACCAUGCACAUUUGCUGAUUUGCCAUGUAAUCGACCCAAAAAUCGCUUUACAAACAUUCUUCCAUAUGACCAUUCACGAUUUAAACUACAACCUGUUGAUGAUGACGAAGGAUCCGAUUAUAUAAAUGCAAAUUAUGUGCCAGGACAUAACUCACCGAGAGAAUUUAUCGUCACACAAGGACCACUUCAUUCAACACGAGAUGAUUUCUGGCGUAUGUGUUGGGAGAGUAAUUCAAGGGCUAUUGUUAUGCUCACAAGAUGUUAUGAGAAAGGGAGAGAAAAAUGUGACCAUUAUUGGCCGAUGGAUACUGUGCCAGUCUACUAUGGAGACAUUAAAGUUACGUUACUUAAUGAAAGUCGUUAUCCCGAUUGGUUGAUAACAGAAUUUAUGCUGCAAAGGGGUGAAACUCAACGUGUCAUGCGCCACUUCCACUUCUCAACUUGGCCUGAUUUCGGUGUGCCAAAUCCACCUCAAACUCUUGCACGUUUCGUUCGUGCAUACAGGGAGAGAGUCGGUCCAGAAACAAGACCUAUCGUUGUUCAUUGCAGCGCCGGUGUUGGAAGAUCUGGUACAUUUAUAUGUCUAGACAGGAUAUUGCAACAGAUACAAGUAUCUGAUUUUGUCGAUAUUUUUGGAAUUGUAUAUAGUAUGAGAAAAGAACGUGUGUGGAUGGUGCAAACAGAACAACAAUAUAUAUGUAUUCAUCAAUGCUUAAUGGCUGUGUUAGAAGGAAAGGAAAACUCGGGACCACCACGUGAGAUUCACGAUAAUCAGGGUUAUGAGGAAUUGAAUAAACCACUGGAUGAAACCGAGGAAAUGAAGACAGUCGAGAAUGAAAUCAGGAAGGAAGCAAAUGAUAUUGAAGAAGACGAAGGAAUCGAUGAGUUUGAUGAUGAAGAGAAGGCACUUGUUGAAAAUGAGCCAGCUAACGAUGAGGAGACAACGACAAACACAAACACAACGACAGAAAAUACCACAACAACCCUAAUAAACGAUAGUGAUCCGAUAAUGAAUCAGUGGAAGGAAGAGAGAUGACAUCAGGAGUUUAAUGACGAUACUACUAGUAAGCGUAGCAGCGACACUAGUAUUAUUAGUCAUCAGAGUGGAUCAGGCAGUGCCACAAAGGCUGUUACUAUAUGCCAAGAUGAGAUUAUUGUAGAAAUCAAUAGUCAGCUUGAAUCUAAUGAGAAUAGUGAUCUUGAUAAUGCUGAUUUGAUACAAGACGACGAUGAUGAAGACGAGGAUGAGGAUGAGGAAGAAAAUUCAGAGCAGAAAUUACUUAAAACAUGCAAAAAUAAUGAUAUUAUUAAUAUUAAAGCAAAAGUGGAAGUAAAAGCAAUGCACAACGGUGUUGGUGUUAAUGGUUUCGACGAAAUUUGUAUGAAAAUCAAAAUGGAUGACGAAGGAAUUGCAGAGUCGGGAAUUUAAGCAAGCAUGUCAUCAAAUGUGAUUUUUAAAAGAAAUGAAUUAUGAUAAAUAAUGAUAAUUUUGUUACCAUAUAUUUGAAAAAAAGUUGAUGUCACAUAACCUUUUUAUCUGAUUUUACAUUUUUUAAAAGAGAAAAAAAAUGCUAAAGUGAAUUUUGGUUCAAUAAAUUUAAAAUUGAUCUUAAAAUAUUGAAUUUUCAAUGCAAAACUCGAAUACUUUGAAUCAGUGAUUUUAAGCUGGAAUUUAUGAUAGCAAGAGUGAAAGCUAUCGUAAGUGAAAUACUUUAUAUGUAAGAGAUCAAUUUUAAAAAUUUGAAUCAAAUUUAAGACAGCAAUUAUUAAAAAUUAUUUGUAUUAUUGAUGGUUGAAAAAUUUAUGGAAAAAGUUGUUUUGAAGCCGAUUUUGAAUGUUCAUUCUAAUUUUGAAUUAAGAUUCAGAACUAGAAUUAAGAUAAACACAAAUAAGUAUUAAUCUGCUUAGUUAAGGUCAUGGAACUGUUGAACUUAUCAAUUUUGACGAGAUAUACAUUCUUAACUUAAGGACAUUCAUCAAAUGAAUUCAAUCAAGUUUUAAUUAAGGUAGACAAUCCUAAGCUCCACAAGAAGAUAAUCAACUUAGUUUUGCUUUAUGUUAUCCCAAACCAUGCAUUUUAAAACAAUUUUUUACAUCAAUUUUUCACACCAUUUACCAAAAGAAGAAAAAAACAUAUGAGAAAAAAAAAUCGUUUAUGGCUCUAAAUGUGAACGGAAAGGCUGAAGUAUAAAACAGUUUUUUAAUCGUUUUAAUCGUUACAUACAUUUAUUAAAAAAAGAAGAAAUUUUUUGUGGCAUCAAAAGUGAAUCCAGUUGUAUUUUUACACUAUCGAAUAUAUUUUUUUGUUCAGUUAUUUAACUAUUUCAUAAAAUAAUAUCCAUCCCUCCAUUAAAUAAUUUUUAACAAUCUUCAUAAUAAAGUAUGAGCGGCAUAUGGCUACAGGAAAGAUAUUUUUUGAUCUUAUAAGUUUUAAUAGAAAGCUAGUUGAACAUUAGUUCUUAAUUAUAGUAGACAAAAGCUUAAUCUAAUGUUUUCAACUGGUUUUCCAAAUCAAAAUCAUUAAUUUAUAGGAGGAAUCAGUUAAAUCUACUUUAGUCAUCUUAAUGCUAAAGCUAAGAUAAAACAGGAUAGAACAGCGAUUUUAUAAAAUUUCCCUAAAUCAUGAAUAAUUAACGAUUGAUUUUUAUCUAUCAGAAAUAUCUUUAAGAUCAAUAAAUUAUCAUUUUGUAGCUUUAUGUUGUUCAUUUCAAUGUAUUGAGGAAAUUUUUAUACCAAAUAUUUGAAAUUAGGAUGUUUUGUCGUUUUUAAUAUUAUGAAAUUAAAUGAGAAGGUCUAACUGUGUAGCUAAAGAUCAAAUCCUGCAAGAUGAUCCAAAUAUCGAAUAUAAAUCUAUCUCGAAUCAGCAAUUUUCCUAUUGAAUGUCUAAUAAUUCCCAUCACAAAGGUCAAAUCCCACAAAUUUACAUAAAAUAAACCUUAAAAUCAAAUCAAUAUAAAACCUAAACUCAAAUAUUUAUCUUAAAAAUUUCCUUAAAUUACAACAUCAACAAAACAAAACUUUAUACAACAUUUGUCAAAUGUAUUAUUCCUAUACUCCCUUCAAUCAAACUUUAUAUACCUUUUUACUCAAUGAGAACCAAGUAUUUCUCUUUCGAAUACCUUUGAUAUUCUUUUAAAAACAAAACAAAACAAGAAAAGAAAAACAUUAUUGAACUUUUUACAAGCAUAUUAUAUUGUGUACAAAAAACAAUCGGUGUUUGAAUUUCCAAAAUUUGAAGUUACAAAAAACUUAAGAAAAUUAAUAAAAACUUGGUCUAAGUCAUUCCCAUUAGUUCUUUGUUUUUAUUUGUAAUAAUCGGUAGACAAAGUACAUGAAAAUGAAAGAAAAAAAAAUCAAUCAAAAUCAAAUUUUGUUUAUUGAUCAUGAUGAUAAUUGGUAAAGAAGAUUUUUUAAAUGUAAAUUUGUAAGUCAUACAUAAUCAAAUCGAGAGAUAUUAAAUGAAUAAAAAAAUGAUCAAAACAUUAACACGUGAAAUUAAUUUUUGUUUUUCUUUGAA